AUGAAGGCAACAAGUCUCUCUCUAAUCCUGUGCCUUGUUUUUGUAGCCUUAGCCACACUUGCUCAGGGCCAGAUUGUGGAUGAUUUAAAUAACGACUUUGCAUUGCCUAUACUGAAGAGGGCUGAAAAUGAUGCCCCUAAGAAUGGAACGGAGAACCAGGUGAAAUCUACUGCCAAUGCACAGACCCCUCCUCCUAAAAGUCAAGGUCAAGGAAACAGUACAGCGCCAGCACCCCAGACGUCGGCCCCUGCCCCCAAUUCGCCGCCUGCCAACGCUACCUCCAAUGCUCCUACUCCUACAGCCGACAAUGAGAUUGAGCAAACCGGUGCAGCUGCGGCGGGUGCUACAGCGACAAUUACGGCCGAUACGGUGAAUGGCGUUUGCACUAUGAGCAAUGACUUAGAUGCUAGUCAGCAGGCCAGCUGGACUGAUGCAGUAAUUACCACUUGCUGUGCUGGCGAUCAAGCGUCAGCCUGCUGGUUCCGUAUUCAGGAUGGCGUCAAGCCUGAAGAUGCGUGCAAAAUUCCUACAUGUGGUGAUCUUAACUCCAAUGAUCCGGACCGCAUGAUCGGUUUCCGACCACUCUCUGGCUCUAUUGGCAGCGGCAAAUACCAAAACAUCUUCCCUUUCCUUUUCUUGAAUGGUUCAUCACGACCAGUGAUCUCUGCUCUGCUCUUUAUCGUGGCGCCAUUUUGUGUCUCUUUCAUGCUCUUGCUAUGA
This is a messenger RNA of Malassezia pachydermatis, 720 nucleotides long. RefSeq lists its product as hypothetical. The transcript is spliced from 2 exons. The record is from RefSeq and is a predicted model, not a curated record. The coding region runs from base 1 to 720 and encodes 239 amino acids. Lineage: Eukaryota; Fungi; Basidiomycota; Malasseziomycetes; Malasseziales; Malasseziaceae.